AUGUCACCAAAGUCCAAACCGUCUAUUCGCCAUCGUGAACGGAACCGUCAUCGAGACCAGGAUAACGGCGAAGACGAAACUCCUCAAAAGAGCACCCCACGUCGCGUCGAGACCAGGGAACGCCGCCGACGGUCGUCCCACGGAACCUCCACCCGCUCAUCCAUAACCUCUACCAAAAAAAGCACUCGACGCUCCGAUACCGCUCGCCAUCCUUCCUCCUCUACAUCGAGUUUGAAAGAUAAAAACAACUCCAUGCCUGGAGUCGAAGAUCCCUACGCCGAGUCCCUGUUAAGUUCCAGGGCAGGCAGGCCGUACCCCUCGUUUUCAAAAGAUCAUUGCAAAGAGGCGAUCGGGAGUCGAGAAAACGUGGGAAUGCGAGUAAAUAUUUUAACCCCCGAGCCUACAGAUAUAACUGUUGAAAAAUCGAGAGACGGCAGGCCGCCAAGUCGAAACAAGAAUAACCAACAGAAGAGACAGAGCACAGCAACCAAUACUACCCGUCCCCCAAGCCCACCUCUUACGAAUGAUGAAAAUCAACCCUCGCGGAGGAGCACACCUAGCGUCAGUAAGGCAACGGAGAUAAAAACGCCCUCUGCAGGGAAGACGAGUGAUGAAACAAAAAGGCCCAAGAGCCGAGCACACAGCACUAGGUCAUCCUCCAGUCUGAAACGAGUAUCUUCUGAACAUGCUCAGAGGCAUGGCGAUAAAAUACAGAGACCCGGCACUCCAGCGUCAAAAUUCAACAUUUUCGACGCAUUUCAGAUUCCCCACAGAUCAUCGACGGUUUCCUCAAGGCAGAGACAACAGACAAAAGAUGAUAGAGUGAGAAGAUCAAGCAAAUCUCAGGAGACAGUCUCGCCGACAACAUCUGUCUCUGAAGACGAAACUGUCUUAGGACCUAGCAAACCUACCACAGCCUCGAGACACAAGACAUCGUCCCCGUUACCCUCGCGGGCUAAGAAGCCUACAGAUAGGUCUGGGACUCCUACCGGCGGGAGGUCAACUCCGGUAAACAUCCAAAUAUCCAACGGGCAAUCGACGCCUCGGGCGGCUAGUGUAAAUCCUCCACCGCCCCCACCGCCUCCGGAAAUACCACUGACAAUACCCAAGGUUGAUUAUUUGUUACAACACGGAGGCUUGAAUUAUCAUGUACCACGGAACUUUCUAGGUGCCGGCGAAUCUGCAAAUAUGCCCCAGCAGCUUUUUGACCCGUUGACUGUUGGAAGUAGACUAUUCGAGCCGUUCUCUAAACUACUCGAGGACUACGGAACGGUAAUGUCGAAGCGUGGCUCACUCGCCGUCGCGACUGGGUACAGAUCCGUUGCAAGAAGGUUACUGGACAGGCUAGAGGCGGUUUUCGCGCGAGAUAUCUCGCAGGAAGUGUGUGAAUGCAUCAUGUGCAUUGAACAUGAACCCUCAGAAGACGCCAGCGGAGUUAGUUGGGGCGAGGUUCUUGAGCUUGUCUCUGGUCGAAGCGACUUGCCCGCCUGGCCACCGUUCCAGAUUCAUACAGAGCCAGAUGCAGCAGAAAUAGGGAAGACAACACAUGUACCCAUGCAGAAACUCGAUAUUGAUGUACCGAGGGAAUUAAGAGAACACUACGUCCUCCAGUCACGGAAGACAAAGCAGGCUGUGGAUGAUUGGCUCUCUCGCCAAUCCCAAGAUUCUACCAGUGCACCAGAAAUGAUUGACGAUGAAACUCUCGCUUUUGCCAUGCUGACCUAUCUCGAACCGGAGCAAAGAAGACUUUUUAGCAAGUUGCUUGACCUGCCCACAUCACCCCCAGCUCCAAAACCGCUGACACCAAAGCCACGAGAACGCCCAGAGGCAUUAGCCAUCGCCGGGCCGGCCAUUCAACGCCUGUACCGCCUUGCUUCGGAGCCACGCGACCCGGAUACGGCACUUUAUAUGGUGAACAACCACAACAUGCAUCACGCCCUGGCUACCCUUUCCGCCAUUAGCAACGAUGAAUGGGAUAUUCUCAUUUCAGGUCGCUUUGAUGGUUUUCUUCGAAGCGGCGCUGAAGACGAUCUUCCACCCACUUCUGCUACAGCACCUCCACUAGACGGUAGAUCUCGGUCCCCACGAAAGAACGGCACCAAUAGUUCACGUCCAGCUAGCCAGCCGUUUGGCCGUCGAAACGGACCAGCUUCGUUCGGGGCGCCGAUAUCCGUUGAUGAAGAAAACGAAAUCGCCGCUUUGGCAGAAAUUGAGCGAGAUAUCUAUGUGGGCAUGGAAGCUUUGGAGGAUGCAUUCGAAGCUUUGCACUACAAAGCUGAGGCUGUUCGCACUGCGUUGCGCGAGCGUAGUGCUGGGCUCGCCGUAGCUAGCCAAGCGCGUCGUGGAAGCCCGGGUUAUUUGGGUUCAGUUAGCCGAAGCCCAAACCCAGGAUUCUCAGGAUUUGGCGGCCAUCCUGGUGGAAUCGAGUGCGAGACGGACGACGGAAUUGACGACGGGCUGUCCUCGAUAGCACCGUCCGAAUCUGCUAGUAACAUUAGUUCUAGCCGAAGGCGAAGACCGAAAAGACGAACUGAGAGACGCACACCAUCUGUGGUUGGGGAGGAAGAUGAAGAAGACCACUAUUUACAUGUGCCCAAGCGAACUGGCACAGGAAGCUCUGGCAGAAGAAGGUGAUUUAUUCCUGACAAUCAGAGCUCUGCCUCACCACUAUCUUCUACUCUCUUUUUUUCCCCCAAACUCUUUCGCGCCUAUGUUUGGUUUCUUCCCGCUUUCAUACGUUCCAGAUUGCAUUGGCCUCGGAAACUGCGAGACUCCAUUGUUGGCCAAAUAUUAUGAGAAAUGAUAAAAUUACGACACCACGG
This is a messenger RNA of Coccidioides immitis RS, 2822 nucleotides long. RefSeq lists its product as uncharacterized. The coding region runs from base 1 to 2634 and encodes 877 amino acids. The record is from RefSeq and is a predicted model, not a curated record. Gene Ontology annotation, cellular component: nucleus. NCBI's taxonomy places the organism in Eukaryota, Fungi, Ascomycota, Eurotiomycetes, Onygenales, Onygenaceae. The transcript has a single exon. Gene Ontology annotation, molecular function: DNA binding.